UACGGUAACUCUACCAAAAUAUAAUAAUCUGUUAAACGAUUGAUCGAUAGUCGACUUACGUAUCCCUAUUCACACAGCUGCUAGCUUCUGAAGGAAAGGAAAGUUGCUCUGGGCAUUUGUGAAAUUUGUAACAUUGUAAAGACAGCAUAAUAAUGGCUAUGUUAGCUAGAAAUCUUGGACGCACUCUUGUGCAGGGUCUUCAGACAAGCGCUUCGCGUUCAAUUCAAACUACAGCUGCUGUCAAUAGUGAUCCCGGUACUCAUGGUGGUAAUCGCACAACAUGCACUUUGAUUCCUGGUGAUGGUGUUGGCCCUGAGUUGGUAUAUGCAUUGCAAGAAGUUUUUAAGGCAGCCAACGUUCCUGUCGACUUUGAGUCCUAUUUCCUUUCCGAAGUCAACCCUGUGUUGAGUGCUAAAUUGGAGGAUGUUGUAGCCUCAAUUCAAAAGAACAAAGUUUGUAUUAAGGGUAUUUUGGCCACACCCGAUUACAGUGUUUGCGGUGAAUUACAAACUUUAAACAUGAAACUUCGUAACGAAUUGGAUUUGUAUGCCAACGUAGUACAUGUUCGCAGUUUACCCGGUGUUAAGACCCGUCAUCAAGAUAUUGAUACCGUUAUUAUUCGUGAACAAACCGAAGGUGAAUAUUCUGCCUUGGAACACGAAUCCGUACCCGGUAUUGUGGAAUGUCUUAAGAUUAUCACUGCCAAAAAAUCAAUGCGUAUUGCCAAGUUUGCAUUUGAUUAUGCUACCAAGAACAAUCGCAAGAAGGUUACUGCCGUUCACAAGGCUAACAUUAUGAAAUUGGGCGAUGGUUUGUUCUUGAGAUCAUGCGAACAAAUGGCCAAAUUGUACCCACGCAUUCAAUUCGAAAAGAUGAUUGUAGACAAUACUACCAUGCAAAUGGUAUCUCAUCCUCAUCAGUUCGAUGUUAUGGUUACACCAAAUCUAUAUGGUAACAUUGUGGAUAACUUGGCUUCCGGUUUGGUUGGUGGUGCUGGUGUUGUUGCUGGUGCUUCUUAUUCUGCCGAAACUGUCGUAUUCGAACCUGGUGCACGUCACACCUUUGCCGAAGCCGUAGGCAAAAAUGUUGCCAACCCAACUGCUAUGUUCUUGUGCGGUACAAAAAUGUUGCGUCACAUCAACUUGCCUUCCUACAGUGAUAUGAUCAACAAUGCUCUCCACACUGUACUUAAGGACGGCAAAGUCAGGACCAAGGAUUUGGGUGGCCAAUCUACUACUCAAGAUUUUACACGUGCCGUCAUUGCCAACAUCCAUUAAGCAUUGUCUUUAGGGAGCCGAUCACAACCAACAACAAUAAAGAAUAACAAAUUCUUCAGUUGCUUUCCUUUUAAAACCAAAUACUAAGUUAAAGCUGUUGUGCAGGAAGCCAAGAUUCAACGAGGUGUUGCUUUCUAACUUGUUUUAAAAUACACUAGCACCUAGCCACCUUCCCUUUGCCGACAACCUAACUCUUAUUGUUUUCUAUUUUUUAACUUGAUGUAUUUUUUCAACUUUAAGUAUUAAUUUGGCGAAUAUUUUUUUUCACUUUUAUUUAAAUCCUACAUCUCUUUAUAUUUUAGUGUGUUUUUAGUCAAUUGUGUCAUUGUCUCUCCCCCACCCACCAAUUCAAAUGUAUUGUAUUAAAAAUAUAAAUUGUUUUAUUGUAUUAUAAAAAAUCCUGCCAUCGUCCCCGUCAA
Messenger RNA from Musca domestica (house fly), 1696 nucleotides. It is a transcript of the gene Idh3b, whose product is annotated as isocitrate dehydrogenase [NAD] subunit beta, mitochondrial. The transcript is spliced from 7 exons. Gene Ontology annotation, biological process: isocitrate metabolic process; tricarboxylic acid cycle. Lineage: Eukaryota; Metazoa; Arthropoda; Insecta; Diptera; Muscidae. Bases 153 to 1277 code for a protein of 374 amino acids. Gene Ontology annotation, cellular component: mitochondrion. Gene Ontology annotation, molecular function: oxidoreductase activity, acting on the CH-OH group of donors, NAD or NADP as acceptor; NAD binding; magnesium ion binding. The record is from RefSeq and is a predicted model, not a curated record.